UUCCAAUGAUGAGAGACCCAUUUGCCAUAAAGAAAGCUCCCCCCGCAAGCCGGACCUCAUCAAACCUUUGGAUCCGUCUCAACUAUUUCUCCAGCUCCUCCCCCUACUCUAAAUCCAACUAAACACUUCCUCUCUACUUUACUCUUCAUUGUCUUCUCCAACCUCUCCUCCAAUUCAGGUACCUACAACUCAACUGCGCGAUCUCUGUAUCUCCAUAGAACAGCAACACCGAAAGCUGUAAGUCCUGCAAGUACAAGCAGUUCUGACAAGCUACACGGUCACGCUACCCCGCCAUCAACGUCGCACCUGCAGGCGCAACGCUCAACGAAAAAAAAAACUAUUUUGAAAUCAACCCCCAGCGACAGACACAAUGGCAACCGCCGUCGAGCAACCCCAAAUGCCCCAGGAGCUCAGGACUUCGGCUCCCGAGUCUCUCCCCAAGAGUGCCAUCCCAGCUGCCGUCGCUUCUCCCGUUCCAGCUCCUGCAGCCACCGAAACUGUCUCAUUGAGAGCUGAGGAGGCUCCCGCUCCCGCUCAAGAGACAAAGGCUCCUGUAGUCGCUGAGGCUCAUCUCGUUGAUACCUACCACCCUCCUCAGCGCAUGUUUGCUAGUAUGUCAAUUGCGCCCCUUUGUUUUCUAUUGAGGCGAAAUUACUCGCCGUAGUGUCUCCCGCUAGACCCUGCUGUGUGGUUCUUUGCUUAUUCUUGACUCCAUCGUGCUCCGUUUACCUGGCUCAUACUAACCUUGCAACCCGGCAGAGCAUCCCCACCGGCCCCACCUUGCCAACCUCGAAGAAUACAAGCGACUUUACAAGGAAUCCAUCACUCAACCCGAGAAGUUCUGGGCUGAGCGCGCACGCGAGCUCAUCUCCUGGGACCGCGACUUCCAGACCACCCGAAGUGGUUCUCUUCUCAAUGCUGAUGUCUCCUACUUCAACGAGGGCCGCCUGAAUGCCUCAUACAACUGUGUCGACCGUCAUGCUUUUAAGGACCCCGAUCGUGUUGCCAUCAUUUAUGAGGCCGACGAGCCCACCGAGGGUCGCAAUGUCACCUACGGAGAGCUCCUCCGAGAGGUCUCUCGUACUGCCUGGGUUCUCAAGCAGAUGGGUGUCCGCAAGGGCGAUACCGUUGCUAUCUACCUUCCCAUGAUUCCCGAGGCCAUCAUCGCUCUCAUGGCCUGUGUCCGUAUUGGUGCCGUGCACUCCGUUAUCUUUGCUGGUUUCUCUUCCGACUCUCUCCGCGACCGUGUUGUCGACGCCGGCUGCAAGGUUGUCAUCACAACUGAUGAAGGCAAGCGAGGUGGCAAGUUGAUUGGCACGAAGAAGAUUGUUGAUGACGCUCUCAAGCAGUGCCCUGCUGUUGAGAACGUCCUUGUCUACAAGCGUACUGGCUCAGAAAUUCCCUGGACCAGCGGCCGUGACUUCUGGUGGCAUGAGGAGGUUGAAAAGUGGCCCAACUACUUCCCUCCCGAGCCUGUCGCUUCCGAGGACCCUCUAUUCCUCCUUUAUACCUCCGGCUCCACUGGCAAGCCUAAGGGUGUCCUGCAUACAACCGCCGGGUACCUCCUCGGCGCUGCUAUGACCGGCAAGUAUGUCUUUGACAUCCACGAGGGCGAUAGAUACUUCUGUGGUGGUGAUGUCGGCUGGAUUACCGGUCACACCUAUGUCGUUUAUGCUCCUCUUAUGCUCGGUGUAUCCACAGUUGUAUUCGAGGGUACACCUGCCUACCCCAACUUUUCGCGAUACUGGGACAUCAUCGAGAGACACAACGUUACUCAGUUCUACGUUGCCCCCACUGCUUUGAGACUGCUGAAGCGUGCCGGUGACGAGCAUGUUCGUGGCAAGUUCGCUCACCUUCGCGUACUGGGCUCGGUCGGCGAACCUAUCGCCGCCGAGAUCUGGAAGUGGUAUUUCGAGGUUAUUGGAAAGGAGGAGUGCCACAUUGUUGAUACUUACUGGCAAACCGAGUCUGGUUCUCAUGUUCUCACGCCCUUGGCUGGAAUUACACCAACCAAGCCAGGCAGUUGUUCUUUGCCCUUCUUUGGGGUUGAGCCCGCUCUCAUCGAUCCUGUUUCCGGCGAAGAGAUUCACGGAAACGACGUCGAGGGUGUACUGACCUUUAAGCAGUCCUGGCCUAGCAUGGCUCGCACCGUCUGGGGAGCCCAUAACCGGUACAGAGAGACUUACCUUGAUGUCUACAAGGGUUAUUACUUCACUGGAGACGGAGCUGCUAGAGAUCACGAGGGCUUCUACUGGAUUCGGGGUCGCGUUGACGACGUCGUCAAUGUCAGCGGCCACCGAUUGUCCACUGCUGAGAUCGAGGCUGCUCUGUUGGAGCACCACUCUGUUGCUGACGCAGCUGUCGUCGGUAUCGCUGAUGAGCUUACUGGCCAAGCUGUGAAUGCCUUUGUUGAUCUCAAAGAGGGCGUUGAAUCAAGUGAUGCUCUGCGCAAGGAGCUUAUUGUCCAAGUGCGCAAGAGCAUUGGUCCUUUCGCUGCUCCCAAGGCGGUGUACGUCGUGCCUGACAUGCCCAAGACACGAAGUGGCAAGAUUAUGCGACGAGUAUUGAGGAAGAUUGUUGCUGGUGAGGAGGACCAGCUCGGAGACAUUACUACUCUUUCUGAUCCUUCUGUUGUUGAGAAGAUUAUCAAGGCUGUUCACGAUGCCAAGCGCAAGUGAGGUCAGUGACAAAAAGGGUUAUAAAGACAUGAUGCAUAUUAUCUAGUGGAGUUAUAUACCAUGGAUACAAGGCAAGCGGGAAAGGAAUAGUUUGCCGACAACGGAAGCGGCCUGGAAUCAGAUUUCCGCUCGGUGUUUGGGGUUGAUGUUGGGAUUCAGCCACGACCUGGAAGAGGAUCUUGAUGGCUUAAGAACCAUUUUUAUGAGGUUGAUUUAUGAGCAUUGCGGUCUAAUUUUUCUCACAUGUUUUUUAAGCUAGCAAGGCAAAAAGAAAGUCCAAUAAUGAAACAUUGGUUAAGACAUCAAUGAUGUCCGUGGUGCAGGGUAGUGGUGUCAAAGAACCACAACAAGUGAUUGAUGUCAAAACAAGGUUCUGCACGAAUCUGUCUUCGAAUGGCUAGGUGUUUCCUUUUGUUAAGUUUGACUUGGAGGAGAUUUGGAUAGAGAAAAACAGCCUAUUACGCCAGCUUCCAAAGGACGCGUGGACACAGCUCGCUCUGAAGUGGGAUAUCAAGUGGGAUGAUAAAGAGCAAACGGUCAUGAUAAUUUUUAACGACGUUCCAAGAUUUAAGCUUCAGUAUUUCUGGGCCGUCGCGUGGGACCACGGGAGGUCUAGAACGAGAAAGGACUUGAACGGUUUUCACAGUUGCAGAGAUAUCAACCAGCUCCACGAGCCAAAGGCGCCAAUAGAUGGUCCCACUGGAGUGCCAAGGGUGAUGAAGUCGUCAUCGUUUUUGGGGGCUGUUGGUGUGUGAGUUGCAAGGGUGGGAUAGUUUGAGAGUAGGUAAUUUUUAUUUCCCGCUGACUGGAGGCUGCGUAAAGUUGAGGGGCCGACUUGAUUCUUUGGCUCGUAUACCUAAGGUAUUUAAAGAGCAAUGAUUUAAAUGAGUUCCCGAUGACAUCGUGACAUCGUUGUAAAACAAGCCUUUUCAGCCACGGCGUUUGAUAAGAAAUCUUGGGACAGCCCGAUAAAGUAGCAACAACGUGGCAGCAGAGUCUAUCGUUUAUCUGGGUAAUAAAGUCUG
This is a messenger RNA of Fusarium odoratissimum NRRL 54006, 3703 nucleotides long. Its product is annotated as acetyl-coenzyme A synthetase. The coding region runs from base 1104 to 2678 and encodes 524 amino acids. NCBI's taxonomy places the organism in Eukaryota, Fungi, Ascomycota, Sordariomycetes, Hypocreales, Nectriaceae. The transcript has 5 exons. Gene Ontology annotation, molecular function: acetyl-CoA synthetase activity; AMP binding. The record is from RefSeq and is a predicted model, not a curated record. Gene Ontology annotation, cellular component: cytosol.